This is a messenger RNA of Fusarium fujikuroi IMI 58289, 459 nucleotides long. RefSeq lists its product as uncharacterized. The record is from RefSeq and is a predicted model, not a curated record. Bases 1 to 459 code for a protein of 152 amino acids. The transcript has a single exon. Lineage: Eukaryota; Fungi; Ascomycota; Sordariomycetes; Hypocreales; Nectriaceae.
AUGUAUGCAUGGACAUCACUGACCUUGAACAUAGUCAGGAAGUUCAAAUCUCGUGCUGAUGCUGAGGAAUGGAUGCUGCGUGUUCACGGCAUCGAGAGCCCGGACCUUAUUGACUUGGCAGCGGCAAGGGCCGCAGUUGCUAGUGAGGAGGCGGCCGCUGCAGCCGCAUCACUUCCAGCUCUUGCCCCACUUCCUGCCGCUGUCCCCAGUUCAUCUCCUCCAUCGUCUACGCCUCCCGGCUCUAUGGGUCUGCUCUUUCAGCUUCUCCAGCAGAACUUCGGAGAUGCUCGUACAAUGGAGGCUCUCAAGCACCUCCUUUCCGUCCCUGCGGCAUCUUCUACUGCGACGUCUAAUGAAUCGCUCGCUGGUGGCUCUGGAGCUCUUCCGGGAUCUUCGUCUAGCCCCGAUGAUCCCGUCUUCAGUCCCCACGUCCCUCAUACUGGGCGCAAGUCUCUCUAA